AUGGGUGGUACAAGACGAAACCCUGACACCCAGGAUACUUCGAAUACGAUUAUCCAAGAAAGGAUGUCUAAAAUGGAAAUUAAAUUUCAAGAGGGAUUGGAUAAACUACGUAAAGAUUAUAUAGAACAGAAUUCAUCCACCUUCGAUCAGGGAAUUCCUGCAAGCUUAGAAAAAAAACUCAAACAAUUCGAGAUCGAAAUCAAGGAAGACAUCAAAAACCUAAAAGAAGAACUUUUAUCGAUUCAAUCCAGAAUUCAAAAAAAUGAACAACAAGUUGAUAAAAUUCAAAACAGUAGCAACAAUAAAAAGCUUUUACUGAGGGGUGUUCCCGAGAAGGAUAAUUCCAGCGAUAUGACGAAGGAAUUAUUGAAUAUUUUCAACAAGAAAAUGAAUAUCAACAUCCAACCAACAGAAUUAGUCACCUGUUAUCGCCUGAGAAAAAAUGAUAACAAACAGAAGGAUAACAAGCCGUCACCUGUGAUUGUCGAGUUCGUUACCCAGUGGCGUCGUGAUGAAAUUUUCUUCAGUAAGAGUCGACUAAAGGGAUCCAAUCUGUUGAUAUCUGAGGUGCUACGAAGGGAUGAAAUACAACUAUUCCAAAAGGUGCGACAGGCUUUCGGAAAUAAUUCCUGGACGAAGAGAGGUGUAUCGGAAACAUGGCUCAAUAAAACAAUUAACUACGAAAACAUCAUAAUUGACGGAUAUAGGGGUAUCUAUCAAAGUAAAAAUGGUAGAGGUGGAGGCGUGGGAUUAUUCAUCAAGGAGGUGAGAGAGUUCAACCUUCUGCUCAGUUCCAUGGGCCUGGCCCAAGUUUUUACCCAUCCUACUAGAGUAACAUUACAAAGCGAAUCCCUAAUUGAUCUGAUCAUUAUGUCUGAUAAUAUGGAAGUGGUCAAGUUUUAUCCAACUACAUGGAAAAAGGCACUUGUAAUCCCAAAACCAAAAAAAACAUCUCCUAAAGAAUACAGGGACCUCAGACCUAUAAGCAUCCUCCCAUGCUUAUCGAAGAUUCUUGAAAAAAUAAUUAACGAACAACUAAUUAAUCAUAUAGAAGCUAACAAUAUCCUUCCUGAAACACAAUCUGGUUUUAGAAAAUAUCACAACUGUUCUACCACUCUAGCAGAUAUCACGGAUGACAUCUUUCGUGCCACAGAUAAUGGUAAAUCCACAUUGCUUGUUCUCUUAGACUAUAGUAGAGCCUUUGACACCCUUGAUCGGUCUAUAUUGUUGGCAGCUCUCCACUACAUAGGUUUGGGUGAAAGCGCGGUUGCCUUUUUCAGUAGUUAUUUUGAUGGGAGGACUCAAAGAGUCAUGAUAGACGGUGUUCUAUCCGAGGAACUACCUGUGACUAGAGGUUGUGCACAGGGAUCAAUUCUGGGAGCAACUCUUUACAUAGUGUACACCUCUGAGCAAGAUUGCUCUUUUAAUAAAUGCAAAGCUCACUACUACGCAGACGAUACUCAACUCAACAUCACCUUCACAUCAAUGCAGAAAAAUGUACGGCAUUACUUUUCGGUCCUAAAAAUUGUAGAGAACAAACUGAAAAAUUGGUGA
Messenger RNA from Harmonia axyridis, 1554 nucleotides. RefSeq lists its product as uncharacterized. Lineage: Eukaryota; Metazoa; Arthropoda; Insecta; Coleoptera; Coccinellidae. The transcript is spliced from 5 exons. The record is from RefSeq and is a predicted model, not a curated record. Bases 1 to 1554 code for a protein of 517 amino acids.